AUGUGGCGUUUAGCCAAUUGUGUUUAUCGUGUUUUUCGAACUGCAACUACUCAUUAUUAUUCGCAAGAUGUCCUUAUUCCAAUAACAACAAUUUGUUGUACUGAUGACGAUGCAAAUUCAAAACGAAAUGAAAAACGUUCAAACGUGAAAAAAUGUGAUAUUUAUGAAAUAUUAAAAAGUUAUCAAUAUUUAUUUAAAAAUAUUGAAAAAUUACAAGAGUAUUCAAAGAAAUUUGCCCUUCAACAGUUUGCACUAAACAUAAAUGAUACUAAACAAAUCGGACCUGACAAACCUGAAUGUAUCGGUAAAGAAGUUCAAUCCGGUUCACUUUCACCUAAGAAAGAAGAAGCUGUUAAUGCGACAUGUGAAGUCGACCGAACCAUUAUAAAUAGUGUGAACGAUCUUUCUAAUUUGCGUGAAGAAACAAUGUCAAUAAUAAACCUUCAAACAGCUAUUGACGCUCUCGAAUCCGGUAAUCUAGAAUUGGGCAUUGAAACUCUUCAAAGUAUUGUUAAAACGGGAACUAAUGCAUCAGCAUUUUAUAACCUUGGUAUUUGCUAUGAGCGAGGUAUUGGCGUUGAAAAAGAUCGAGCUAAAGCAUGUGAUUACUAUCGGCAAGCAUCAACUUUAGGUCAUAUACAUGCUCAAUUUAAUUUAACAAUUCUUUCAAAUGAUAUUGAUAUUGAUGAAAAUGAAGAUGAAGCAAUAGAACAACCGGUAACUGAAAAAGUGGUGCGACCUUUACGUGAUGGUUUUUUUCGUUUUUCAUUAUCAACCAGUUACAAAGAAGACCAUUCGUUAAGUGAUGGUCAAUUUGAUUUCAACAGUCUAGCAGUUGCCUGUUUGUAA
This is a messenger RNA of Rotaria socialis, 849 nucleotides long. The record is from the annotation of a GenBank genome assembly. Lineage: Eukaryota; Metazoa; Rotifera; Eurotatoria; Philodinida; Philodinidae.